Durusdinium trenchii is the source of this 2246-nucleotide messenger RNA. The record is from the annotation of a GenBank genome assembly. NCBI's taxonomy places the organism in Eukaryota, Dinophyceae, Suessiales, Symbiodiniaceae.
GAAAAUGCAAUCCGCACAUCCGCACCCCCUAAGAUGUCUAUGUUCUGUAGGGGGUCCAUAUUAUUCACCACAAUCACUUGGGGUAACUUGUGACAUCUACCUUGAAACCACUAGAUAAUGUUGUUUGUUGUAGCUUUCGAGUUCCAAAUGGUGAGAAUGGUCAUGGUCGGUGUUGAUUUGAAGAACGUCUGGAACUCCUUGGAGGACCAGAGUCCCCAUCUGAGAUAGUGAUGAACCAAUGGACAGAGAGUAGCAAGCGGCCAACUGGAAGAUACUUCACAAACAUGAUCAGCGGCCCUCAACUAGUAUCAAUGUAGUUAUCAAUGUGUGGAAUAUCUCUAACCAAUAGUUGUGUCGUCUUGUUGCAGAUAUUUCUUGUUUUGUCCACACUCGACCUUGCCAGUCCACAUGCUUCUCACAAGACAGUCCUCUGGGCUCUGAGUCGUCGAUCUCGAGCCGUAGCACAUCCAGCUCGACGUCCAGCUGGCCGGAGCCGUAGCGUCGCGGCCGCGCGGGUGGAGCUGCACGUGAAGGGGCUUACGGGCACGCCAGUGCACGGAGGUGCAGGGCAGGGCUUCAGCGCGCGCUGGUGCUCUGGCGAUGAGCCGCAUCAUUUGGGUUCGAAGCGAAGUCUUUGAUCAUGGUGUCUUCAACACCUCCAUCCGUUGGUCCUCCUCAAAGGUCCUCACCUUUAUCACCACCUUGCAGAGUCAUAUGGCCACCACAACCUUGUCCAAGGAAGCCUGGUUGGAUUUGAGCGUGAGUAAAUGCAAACCGGCUUUGAGUGAGACGGAAGCCAGCACCUACUGGAGUGUCUUCAGCGUCCUACAGCAGAGCAUCUUGGGGGACCCAGGCGAUGUCAUGGAUAUCCGACUGAUUGGGAUCAUGCUCAUUUGCCAGAUCUUCAGCUCGACGAGGGCCAAGGAGGCUCAGGCCAAGAGCGAAGCCUGGAACGAACGAGCACCCGGAAGCCUUUCACCUCGGAGCUCUCCACGGGGAGGAGCCAAGACGUCCAGCUCCCAUGGUACUUCCGGGACUGGCAGAGGGGCAGAGUUAACCCAAGCCUUACAUGGCUUUGUGAAGCAACACUUGGGCGCUUGGUUGCAGAUCGUGAGCCUCUCUUUGCAGACCGAUCCUUCUGUGAUCACCUCAGAAGAGUUUGAUAUUCUAGGGCUAGUUCUUUGUGGUGGGACGUCAAAGACUCAGCCCUUGUGGAAGUUGUCAGAUGCUUUGCCAGACUUAGCCUCUAAAUCCUCCAUGGCCGCAGCAGACUUGCGAAAAGCUGUGGGAAAGCUGCUGUCUUGGAAUGAAGACAUUUACACCAUCGACGUGGCAAAAGAUGGAUUGGAGCCACGUGCGAAGACCUUGAAUCUCAGCAAUGUGCUGAAAGGCAUUUGGUUCCAUAGGCCACAUAAUGCGGAGAUCGAAUACCUCAAUAUCUCUGACUGCAAAGACAGUACGAUCUAUGUGACGGCGAGAAUCCGCUUUUGCCUGAUCACCGGAUGCGAGAACACCACCAUCAUCCUUGGUGGAGUCUCAACCAUUUGUACUACUCACAAUUGUGAGAAGGUCUCUAUUCAUGUUGCAGCGCACUGCUACAAGAUGGAGAAUUGUAUUGAUACCUCUGCAUUCCUAUAUUGCCAUCUUCCACCCAUCAUUACUGGAGACACUCGAGGAAUUAAGUUGGCACCUUACAAUGUGCUUCAUUCACACAUGGCUUCCGUGCUGCAUGGUUCUCAAAUGACCUUGGAUCGGGAGUUUGUGGAUAUAUGGGCACAUCCCAUUUGCUGCACAGCCGGAAUGGCGGGGGAGACUCUGACGCGGACCACGCGCGAGGCGUUGUUCGAGGAGCAAAAUACCACCUACCAUUUCGUGCACCCCAGCAAGUUCUUUCCCGUGGUGGUGCCUGAAACAGGGCCUCGUGGUGUGGCGCCUCAACUGGUGCUGCCGGAGGUCUAUGACAAAGCCAUGAAGGAAAGACAAGAAGAGAUCCGAGAAUUAAUGAGUCAAAUGAGGAAUUUGUCCAGUGAGAGCGCACAAAGGAAGGCACAGGACAGACUCCAGAGCUGCUUCAAAGAUUGGUUGCAGUCCACUGGAAAAGUUCGACAACUGUCCGACCUCGCCAAGUUUGCCGCCCAGUUCCAGCAGAGGCUGUGACAGAUGAAACAUGAAUCAAUCAGACCAAUGACCCACCAUUCCCCGAAGGGAAGAACAGAAAACUCUGACCAGACGCUGUCGGAAAAGAG